Pelobates fuscus (common spadefoot toad) is the source of this 1864-nucleotide messenger RNA. Its product is annotated as very-long-chain 3-oxoacyl-CoA reductase-B-like. NCBI's taxonomy places the organism in Eukaryota, Metazoa, Chordata, Amphibia, Anura, Pelobatidae. The record is from RefSeq and is a predicted model, not a curated record. Gene Ontology annotation, cellular component: endoplasmic reticulum. Bases 30 to 989 code for a protein of 319 amino acids. The transcript has 11 exons. Gene Ontology annotation, molecular function: oxidoreductase activity.
GCAGGGCUGGAGCAACGAAUGAUCUCAGGAUGACUUUGUUUGAAAGCUGUUUGGCAUCGGAAGGCUUUGCCCUGUUCGGGUACCUGGCAGCGUGCUAUGUCAUUCUCACGCAAGGUUGGAAGAUCCUGAACGGAUUCCUUGCACACAUUGUCUCAAAGUGGUGGCCAACCGACCUGAGGAAGUAUGGAGGAUGGGCAGUGAUAACUGGUGCAACAGAUGGUAUCGGAAAGGCCUACGCUCAGGAGUUGGCCAGGAAGGGAUUUGAUGUUGUCCUCAUCAGUCGGACAUUGGAGAAGCUGAAGAAGGUAGCUGAAGGGAUAGAGCAAGAGAGUGGACGCAGAACAAAGAUCAUCCAAGCGGACUUCACAAGAGGUCCCGAGCUCUACCAAUCAAUCGAGGAUGGUCUGAAAGACUUAGACAUCGGAAUACUAGUGAAUAAUGUUGGGAUGGUUUAUUCAGAAGGAGCUGCCAGAUUCCUUGAUGUGCCCGAUGUGAACAAGGCAAUAACAGACACCAUUAACUGCAAUGCACUCUCGGUGAUUCAGAUGACUCGUAUAGUCCUUCCCCGCAUGGUGAAGAGGAAGAUAGGUCUCAUUAUUAAUCUCUCGUCUGAAGCCGGCACACGUCCAUAUCCUAUGAUCACUGUGUACAGUGCUACUAAGGUCUUCAUGGAUUACUUCUCCAGAGGUCUCAACGUGGAAUACAAACCCUUUGGGAUUACCGUUCAGUGUGUCAUGCCUCUCCUGGUUUCCACUAACAUGACACAUAAUUUAAAGACUAAUCGCUUUGUGAAGACACCAGAGAUUUUUGCCCAAGAAGCGCUUAAUACGGUGGGAUAUGUGAAUCAGACCAGUGGGUGCAUUUCCCAUUCCAUCCAGAGUUAUUUACUGCAUCACCUUAUUCCUGAUUGUGUCAUUUUGUCCUCGCUCUGCAAUAAAUUCUUUGAUGCAGUCAACAAAGCAGCAGGGAAUAAAUUUAAGGAAAAAUAGGAGUAAGAAAUCCCAUCAAACCGGAUGUGUUCUGCAUUGAUCAUAAUUAACGAAGGACUCAAAAAUAAAAAAAAAAUCAGCAAAAAUUGGACCUUAAUGAUUUUAGAUUAUAAUUGAUUAAAUUAAAUACUUUGGUCUACAGUUACUGAAUGGUGAGCACUUCGACCAGAACGUUUAUUAUGUGUAACAUUGUAUUGACUUAAAAGGAGAAACCACAGACAUUGAAUUCCACUCUCCUGAUGAGAUCACAUCAUUCUAAAGAAGUGAACAGCAUCUUACCUACUAGUAAGGCUACUUAAGGUUUGUGUAGACAAACUAUUUUCAUAACGCCUUACAUUAUGCAUCUGGUAUAAAUCUGGAGGACUUAAAGGCUGCAAACUCUUCAUUGAGGACAGUAAGAUGAAUAUUGGGACUUUUACUCAUGGUAUAUGUUCUCAUGUUCUCCAGUUUGUGUGGUCAGGUGAGUGGAUGUAGAAAAGGUGUCUGAAUGAGAAGAGCACCCUAAGCCAAAGCAAUGUUGAAUCUUAGCUCUUUACUUGUUAUUAAACCAACAUAUGGAAGGAACUUAGAAUUCUCCAGAAUUCCAUGCCAGCUCUAGAGAGAAUAAAAACCAAGUCUUCUGACCACCCAACCGACUCAUAGACUGACGAAAUCUAGGUUGUUAUUGUAAGUAUUAAGCAGACCUCCCCGGUCACCAUUGUCUGUGGUUGUUAGAUCAUUAUUUGAUUUAAAGAUGCAAUUUAACAUUACUAGUGCGUUCAUUAGCUAAACUGGGAAACUGCAGAGACCUUGCACGGGAAAGGACAAAUUUAGGCCAAAGUAGCUGAAUUGGAAGAAUUCUCCAAAUCAAACACUUUCUUAGCUAGCUUGGCUUU